AUGCCAAACAGCUACACGCUACGAGGCGAGAAAGAAAGAUUUCAGAAUCCAGACUAUUACAUCGAUUACACGGUGGCAAUAGAAAAAUGUCAGUGCCCUACACCCUAUUUCGGAUUUAUUCAAUUAACCGCAACCCGUACUAUUCCCGGCGUCGUUUCAGCCGCUGGAUUCCGCGGCGGCGCAUGCGCGAAUGUAUUCCCGAUCGAUGAGCAAAGCCUGUAUCUCCGCGAGUACGCCGCGGAGGACGAGCGGCCGCCGUGCCGUGAGGACUGGCGCCGGCAGGAGUGGUCCGGCGCUCGGAGCCGCCUGCCGCAGGUGGACCGCAGCCCCUCCCGCCGGAGCCCGUACCUCGCGCGCGAUGACGAGCCCUCGCCGGCGCCCGACGAGCGUGGGCGCUCCGCUUCCGCUGGUGCACACCAUCGCGCCAGACCACGGCCGCUCCGCUACCAGUCCCUCGAGCGUGACUACGACCGCUCCUACGCCCCCCCGCCGCCCCCCGAAGAUGACUAUUACCGCCGCGAACCGCCUCCGCUAUUCCUCGGCGAGCUCCAAUCACAGAAUUCGGAUCUGCAGCGCGAACUCGGCAACCUCAAGAAGGAACUGGAACUGACCAAUCAGAAACUGGGCUCCAGCAUGCACAGCAUAAAGACCUUCUGGAGUCCGGAGUUGAAGAAGGAGCGGGCGUUGAGGAAAGAGGAGAGCGCGAAAUACAGCCUCAUUAAUGACCAACUUAAGUUGCUCAAUCAAGAAAAUCAAAAACAAGCGAUGCUGGUGAGGCAGCUAGAAGAAGAACUGAGAUUACGAAUGCGCCAACCUGCUCCUGAACUACAGCAACAGCUCGAAGCACUAUACGCAGAAAAUGAACACCUACAAAGAGAAAUAGCAAUACUAAGGGACACCAUUAAAGAACUGGAGCUUCGUAUUGAGACACAGAAACAAACAUUGCAAGCCAGAGAUGAAAGCAUCAAAAAAUUACUCGAGAUGUUGCAAAAUAAGGGAAUGGGUAAAGAAGAAGAGAGACAAAUGUUCCAACAAAUGCAAGCAAUGGCACAAAAACAGAGACCGUCUCGUACUGUCAUCGGGCGUACAAACAAUCAUUGUUUAGUAAAAUUUGUAUCGCCUACGACUGGGGCUGCGUCGGAUCGGGGACGGUGUCACUCGCGAGCCGGGAGCAGCCCCAGCGGGCAGGACGCGAGGCGGCGGCGGCUGACCGAGUCCGUCCUGCAGGAGCUCAAGGCGACGGCGGACACGCUGCGGGCGCUGCAGAUACAGCUGGAGCGCGCGCUGGCCGCGGCCGGGCUGCCCGGUGGCAGCGCGGGUGCCACGCUCACCGCCGUGCUCGAGACCAAGGAAGCGCGCAUCGCGACGCUGGAGCGCCAGGUGGCCCUGCUCGAGAGCGAGCUGGCCGCGCUCGUGUCGCCGCCGCCGCCCUCGCUCGCACCAUCCCACGCCUCGCUUUACGAUAAGGCCGACCCUCCCUUCAAGAGACAAGUAAGUUUUCUGCUGAACGACGUGCGCGUGACCAAGGACGGGCGCAUGACCGCGCCGCCGCCGCGCACGCCGCGCCCCGCCCUGCGCGCCGCCCACCACCCGCCCUACUAUAGCGCCACCACUCUGUGA
Parnassius apollo (apollo) is the source of this 1620-nucleotide messenger RNA. The record is from the annotation of a GenBank genome assembly. NCBI's taxonomy places the organism in Eukaryota, Metazoa, Arthropoda, Insecta, Lepidoptera, Papilionidae.